Solea solea (common sole) is the source of this 6681-nucleotide messenger RNA. It is a transcript of the gene phlpp2, whose product is annotated as PH domain and leucine rich repeat protein phosphatase 2. Lineage: Eukaryota; Metazoa; Chordata; Actinopteri; Pleuronectiformes; Soleidae. The transcript is spliced from 19 exons. The coding region runs from base 149 to 4417 and encodes 1422 amino acids. The record is from RefSeq and is a predicted model, not a curated record. Gene Ontology annotation, molecular function: protein binding.
UUGAUGAGCUCGCGGACAGUCGGGCCUAUGAUCUGACAGCACUCACACACUCAGUGUGGAUAUGGCGUCGCUGCACCGUCACGGGAGGAAUUUUCACUUCUCCGUGGGAAUUUGCCAGUCACGUAGCCGCUGUUCACGGGGAUGAGACAUGGCGAUGGAGGACGAGGAGCGACACACGGCGGUGGUCACGACCGACACCACUGCCUCCAACAAGGGAGGGGAUGUCGGGGAGAGCGGCGCUUGUAUCGACAGGCAGCCGGACACGGUGGUCCAGCCCGCGGGGCUGAAUCAGACUGCGGGUCGGGGCAGCCGCAUUCGUCCUGGAGCUCCUGCUGCAACCGGGAUCCGGGUGUUGAAGCAGCGGAACAUGAAGAGGAACGGGAGCCGCGGCUGUGUCACAAGAAAGACCAGGUUUGGAUCGCGAGAGCGGGACUGGUUAAAGGGGGACACCAAGCGCGGCUGUCUGUGUCUGUACGGAGGGACGGUGGACCCUCAGCCCUCGGCGUCCACCCCUCAGACCGACCUGCGGCUGGUGCUCUGCUCCACCAGCACCACUGUGGAGGAGCUGUGUGCUCAGAGGGACGGACGCGGACUCUACGUCCAGCUACACGGAGACCUGCUCAGGAGGCUGGAUUCUUCUGAGCGUCCGCUCCAGAUUCUCUACGACUACCUGGCGUCGAUGGGUUACGCAGACGCCGUGCGGGUUCAACAAGAAGCGGCCAACUCUGACCUGAGCUGUUUGAUCCGCUUCUACAGUGAGCAUCCCGUUAAUCCCGACCAGCAGGAGCGCACGCUGCUGAAAGGCGUGUUCAGCGUCAGGAAGGGAAAGACGCAGCUGCACAAGUGGGCGGAGCGUAAGGUCAUCCUGUGCGGCACUUGUCUCAUCGUAGCCUCGGUCAAAGACAGCCUGACGGGGAAGCUGCACAUCUUACCCCUGGUGGGGGGAAAGGUGGAGGAGGUGAAGCGGAGACAACACUGUCUGAUGUUCAGCUCGGCCGGGUCACAGGCCCAGACGUACUUUGUCAACUUUGACACGCUCACAGACUUCCAGCGCUGGCACCGGCAGGCAUCGAAGGUGGUGUCUCAGACGGUCAGCAUGGUGGAUCUGUCCUGCUACAGUCUGGAGGCCGUUCCUGAGUAUCUGUUCUACUGCCAGGACAUCACUCACCUCAACCUGCGACACAACUUCAUGAGUGUGCAGGGACCUGGAGGUCUGCUCAACCUGCCCAGGUUUUCUCAGCUGAAGAGUCUCAACCUGUCUCACAACCGUCUGGGUGUGUUCCCUGAGUGUGUGUGUGAGAUCGUCACACUGACGGAGCUCAACCUCUCCUGCAACAACAUCCACGCUGUCCCACUGCAGACCGGCAACCUUCACAGCCUGCAGACUCUGUGUUUGGAUGGAAACCACCUGAGCUCUCUGCCUGAGGAGCUGGGCGUCCUCUCGCAGCUCAGCAGUUUGGGUCUCUCCUUCAACAGCUUCUCUCACGUCCCUGUGGUGCUGGAGAGACUGAGUGCUGUGGACAAACUGGCGAUGGCUGGGAACAGAGUGGAGACUCUGGAGCUGUGUUCUCUGGCCAGGAUGAGCCACGUGAAGAACAUCGAUCUGCGACUGAAUGGACUGCGCUGGGUGAAGAGUGAGAGUCUGGAGGCGGUGACUCAGCUGACGCAGCUGGACUUACGGGACAACUGCCUGCACUCGCUGGACCUGAGCUCCAUCUGUAACCUGGAGACUCUGCACUGCCAGCGCAACCAGCUGGGGGCGCUCACGCUCAGCGGGUUCACUCUGCGCAUGCUGCAUGCCAGUAGCAACCGUCUGACAACAGUCAACGUCUAUCCGGUCCCGAACCAGCUGACACACAUGGAGCUGUCCCAGAAUCUUUUGGAGUAUCUUCCUGACUGGGUGUGUGACUGCAGGAAAAUUGAGAUGUUGGACAUAACUCACAACCUCCUGUCUGAGCUGCCCUCCAGGCUGUUCAACAGCUUGAGUUUGAGAAAGCUGCUGGCAGGAAACAACUGUUUGCAGAGAGUGCCUGACCUACUGGACCAUGUCCCUCUGGAAGCUCUGGACCUCCAGCACAACAAACUCACCCAACUCCCCGAGAGUCUCUUCUACAAAGCCUUAAACCUAAAAUCCUUGAACGUCUCAGCCAAUUCCCUGGAAAGUAUUCCUCCAAGUAGCCAAUCAGAGGAGAGCCUCAGCACACUCCAGGAACUCUACCUGAGCGGGAACAACCUGAACGAGAACUGUGGUGCUCUGCUGGCUGGACACCACAACCUGCGCGUCCUUCACAUCGCCUACAACCAAAUGCUCUCCUUCCCGGCCAGUAAGCUGAGUAAACUGGAGCUGCUGGAGGAGCUCAAUCUAAGUGGCAACAAACUAAAGACGAUCCCCUCCACGGUGUCCAGCUGUAAGAGGCUGCACACCCUCAUCGCACACUCCAACCACGUCACUGUCUUCCCUGAAAUCCUCAACCUGCCUGAGAUCAAGCUCGUUGAUCUGAGCUGUAAUGAGCUGACUGAGAUCCAGUUGCCGGACUCUCUGCCUCCGACUCUGCAGGAGCUGGACCUGACGGGCAACAGCAGCCUGAUGCUGGAGCACACAACCCUCAACCUCUUCAGUCACAUCACCACUCUGAAGUUAGACCAGAAGUCUGCCAGCACAGCUGGAGACUCACUGAGCGUCUCCACUCCAUGGAACCAUGGCUACUCUGAGAUGAGCGGCCAGAGGAACAAGUUGUGCGUGUCUGUGCUGACCGUCGACCACUUUGGAGACGGCGUGGAGGCGUGUUACGGAAUCUUCGACGGUGACCGCAACGAGGAAGUGCCUCGGCUGCUGCAGUGCACCAUGGGAGACGUGCUGAGUGAGGAGCUGCAGCACUCGAGUGUCGACCGCGUCUACAUGUGCAACACUUUCCUCACCUCGCACAGGAAACUGGGCAUGGCGGGUCAGAAGUUGGGUGCUUCUGCCUUACUGUGUUACAUCCAUCGUAACCUGUCGGACCCCGGAGGAUCCCUCAGCCUCACCGUGGCCAACGUGGGCACGUGUCAGGCCGUGCUUUGCCGGGACGGCCGACCGGUUCCUCUGUCCAAGGUUUACAGCCUGGAGAACUGCACCGAGGAGAUGGAGAGAGUGAAGCUGAGUAAAGCCAUCAUCACAGAGGAUAACAAAGUGAGUGGAGUGACGUGCUGCUCUCGCCUGCUGGGCUGCUCUUACUUGUCUCCCUGGGUGCUUCCAAAGCCCUGGGUGCAAACGGAGCCUCUGUGUUUCCAGGACGAGUUUCUGAUCCUGGGGAACCGAGCGCUGUUUGAAUGGGUCUCUUACCAGGAGGCCGUGUGCACCGUGCAGGCCGUGGGAGAUCCACGCGCCGCGGCCAAGAAGCUGUGCACGCUCGCCCAGAGUUACGGCUGCAAGGACAACAUCGGCGCCGUGGUGGUGUCCCUGCACGUCGGUGAGGACAGCUGCACCUGUGAGCCCACAGUGGUCUCCGCCCCCGAGCCGCGGGCUCCUCCUCCCGCCCCAGCGCCGGUGACCGUGACUCCAGGCCCCGGCGACGCAGCCGCGCUCUCGUCCAGCAGCGGCGUCGUCUCUGAGUUCAACAGUGAGGCGUCGGCCUCUGAGGUGGGCAGUGAGGCGGGGUCCACGGCGUCAGACGAGCAGCAGUCGUCCGGCCUCGCCCCUCGCCCAGAGAGACGCUGCAGUCUGCACCCGGCUACUACACUGUGCGGGAUCAUGGUUCCCGGCCCGGCUGGAGCAGGAACUCACCCGGGUCUGUUCCAGCGUCAGCCCUCCUGUGCCACGUUCUCCAGUAACCAGUCUGACAACGGCUUGGACAGUGACGACGAAGCGCCACUGGAGGGAGUCAUCUCCAAUGGCAGCAGGUUAGAGGUGGAGGUGGACAUUCACUGCUGUGCUUUCCAGCUGCGCUCGGCGUCGUCUGAGAGCUCCAGAGACUUUGACAGCGAGAAGCAAAGCUCGGACUUCAGCAGCGGUAGAAUGCGCAGACAGAACAGUGUCGUGGUCUCGGCCACUAACGGUUGCCUGCUGGCUGUGUGUGGCAGGGAAAUUGCUGACCUGAAGAAGUCUCCGUCCACGUCCAGCCUGUUUGUAAAGAAGCUGUCUAACGGUUCUGUGGUGGCUCCUGAAGACAGUCAUAACCUCAUUGAAGUGGCCCUGGAGGCUCCCAAGAAGAAGUCCGGCUACUUCACGGCCCCAGCGCAGCAGGACCCUGAAGAUCAGCUGAUUGUUCCGCCAAGUCUGGAGCAGGAGGUGAGGGAGCAGCUCCGAGGUCAGAGUCCUGCACCUUCAUCAGCACCUGUGUGGGAUCAUCCUCACCCUCCUGUGUUCACCUCAAACCUGGUUCCAGGUCCGGGCCCGACUCCCAUUCUGCAGCAGGAAGUGUAUGACACUGCGCUGUAGAGGGGGCGUGGCACAGCAGAGGGGGGGGCGUGGCACGCAGCUGUGUUUCUGUGGUUGUGCCAUUCCAGGAAAGAAGAGAGCGUUCUUUUCUCAUACGUGUGGAAUUCAAGUUGCCAUUCAGACGUUUUUGUGAGGACGAGGAAUCGCGUGUGACGUCAGUGACGUGACACGCGACAGUAACCGUGUGUGUGCGUGGUCUGAGGAUCCACUCGGGACACGAUGCUGUGAAGACCAUUGGCUGGAAAUCAUCGAGCAAAGUCAACCCGGCCUGAACGAGGAAACCUCAUGAGUUUAAACGCGUCAGCAACAUUUCCCUUUACUUGGAAAGUCGAGCAGUGUGUCUGUGUGUGUGUGUGUGUGUCUGUCUGUGUGUGUGUGUGAGUGUGCGUGUGCAUGUGUGUGUGUGUGUGUGUGUGACGAUGGUCAGUUAGGUCAAAACUCUGUGGUCUCUCAGGUCCUGGAGAAAAGCCCUGUGACUGAAACAUGAAAAAGUGCCUAUGAUCCAGCCUGGAGCCCCGCCCCCCUCACACACACACACACACACACACACACACACACACACACACACACACACACACUUAUUUAGCGAUGUGAGCUUGUUAGUUGUAUUUGCACUGACACAGCUUUAGCUCCUCUUCCCAUAAAUAAGACUAAAACAUUUAUAUUUACAUGUGAAGCAGAAACAUUGUGGUUAUACUUUAUUUUUUUUGAAUCUUCAUCUAUAAUAAUUGAAUUCAGCCGUAGCUGCUGUCGUUUAGAGCAAAGACAGAUAUAAUAUAAUAUAACAGCAUAUCUGUGCUUUACUGAUCAUCGAGUCAUCGAAACAAAUACUACAUCAUAAAAGUUUUAUUUAUUUUUUAAGACUUAUAAAAUAUAUUCAACCGCACAAAACGCAAUAUUGUGGCAAACCAAACACCAACCAUUCAAAAAGAGAAACCCUAUAUAUAUAUAUAUACACAUAUAUAUAUAUAUAUACAUAUAUACAUAUAUAUAUAAAUAAAAUAUAUAAAAUUGAACGACAAUAUCAAAGAAACUAAAGGGAAAAUCAAUGAAAUGAAUGUACUAACAUGGUGAGGUGAGGUCAGACAUAUCACUGGUCCUUAUGGUCUUUUUCCACUGUGGUCCCGGCAUGGCACGGCACGGCACGGCACGGUCAGUGCCAGACUCCUCUGUUAAAUAUUGAGAUUUAAGACAUUUCUCUGGUAAUUGUUGGAGAUGAACCCACGUUUUUAGGAUUGUGAAGUCUUUUUAACUCAUCUGCAGUUGGAGAUCGUUCAGCUUGAUUCUUGUGUCAGACGACUCUUCCAGUGAUGUAGAUAGUAUCGCCUCAGCUCACUUGGAACCUCACCAGAGCAGGUACUAAAAAAAGGAUCAGGUACCAGGUACAAGAGUAUGUAGAGACAACUGUGCCGUGCCGUGCGGAGUUGAGUCGGCAGAAACAGGCCAGUAUACUACAGAGUUAAUAUCUGAACAUGCUACCAUUUUAAACGUCCAUCUCUCUGCAGACGCAGUGACCUGUUGACCUUAGUUUUAGUCUGCACUGCUCACACAACCCUGUGAUAUUUAACGUGUGUUAUUUUUCUCUUAUUAUCAACAGAUUCCAAGCCCAAAUGAUAUUAUUAGGCCUUUGUAAAAUUUGAUAUUAUAUCCUCCGUGUAGAACUUGGGUUACACACACACAGCAGAACUAUGAGUAAUAGUUUGUUAUAACGUGUUGAGUUAAACAUGAAGCAGCCUCGGAGAACUCGGCGUGUCCGUCCCUGAACUUCUCCACCUUGUGCCAAAAGAGAAAAGUCAUUCUUUCAGUUUAUUUUUGCUCCACACACAGCUGAUGCAAACAGCUCCACACGUCAGUGUUCCCUUUAAGCCUUAAAACGUCAGUGUUUUUAAAUGUUCCAUCCCCUCGUGCUCAGUUUGGGACUGAGGUUAAAAACCUCUCUGUCUUUGAUUUUUGUUCCACAGGCGUGAGUGAGUGAGUGAGUGGGUGAGUGAGUGAGUGAGUGAGUGAGUGAGUGAGACGUCGCUGAUGAAGCCUUAACUGAUGUGUGAGUCUGGAGCUUUUGUUGAUCUUGUUUUCUUGAAGGGAGCAAACACUGUUAAAAAAGCACUUUGUACUUCUAAAUAGUUCUUUUCAGAGUUAUCUAUAUUUGAGUUAUGGAUCACCUCCUGUCUGAGAAUACAUAGCCAUUAAAAUGAAGAUAAUAUCAAGUGACGCCACAGUCACUUUCUGUUCAUGUUUCCCAUUUUAAUAAAUACGUCUUUGAA